AUGUCAAACCCUCAGCCGUUGAGCAGCCCUGUGGAUAAAUUUCCGUCGUUCGUCGAUGAGGCUUCCGAUCGCUCAGUCGAAUCGGGGAACGCACGUUCAGCCCAACCGCUCAGAAACGACUCCGACGAUCUCUGGCAACCUCGGAAAGCUGGACAUGUUUUCUGGGAGCACGUCAAUGGGUUGGGAAUCUCAAAACAUAGAUCACGAAAAAGCAUCAGUGAAGCCAUUAGCACCAUCCGGACGCGGAAUGCUAGUAUGAGUGCCAAUGCGCAUGAAUUGGCGGAAGCCCUCAGGGCGCCCAUAUCAUACAGGCUGAUAGGACUCUGUCUUAUCUGGUACAUGACGUCGGCCCUCACAAAUACUUCCUCCAAGUCCAUAUUGAAUGCCCUCCCCAAACCAAUAACUCUUACCAUCGUCCAAUUUGCUUUCGUCUCGAUAUGGUGUUUAUUGCUCUCAUAUUUUUCCACAUUAUUUCCGGCCCUGAAGAGAGUUGUGCCGGCGCUCAAAAAUGGCAUACUCCCCCUGUCCCGUGAAGUGAUCACAACAGCAUUGCCCUUGGCUAUUUUUCAGCUUGCGGGGCAUAUCCUAAGCUCUAUGGCCACAUCACAGAUUCCGGUCUCGCUAGUUCACACAAUCAAAGGGCUCUCGCCCUUAUUUACGGUCUUGGCGUAUCGCAUCUUCUUCAGGAUCAAAUACGCCCGAGCCACCUAUCUGUCAUUGAUUCCUUUGACAGUCGGUGUCAUGCUUGCUUGUUCGACGGGGUUUUCUACCAACUUUUUUGGGAUACUGUGCGCGUUAUGUGCCGCCUUGGUGUUUGUUUCACAAAACAUCUUUUCCAAGAAGCUUUUCAACGAAGCGUCGCGGGCGGAGUCUGAGCCACAACCAAAUGGGCGGCGCAAGCUGGACAAACUUAACCUGCUUUACUAUUGUUCUGGGAUGGCCUUCCUCCUCACUUUGCCAAUUUGGUUUAUCAGCGAGGGUUAUCAAUUGGCCGCGGAAUUCCUUCGCAGCGGCACGAUCGCUCUUUCAGAGAAGGAAGGGUCAUUGGAUCACGGUGCUCUCCUCUUCGAGUUCAUUUUCAACGGUCUGUCCCACUUCGCUCAAAACAUACUGGCCUUCGUGCUGUUAUCGAUGAUAUCUCCGGUUUCCUACUCGGUAGCAUCGUUGAUCAAGCGAGUCUUUGUCAUCGUCGUUGCUAUCGUUUGGUUCGGAAGCUCGACAACCCCUGUUCAGGCACUUGGUAUUGUGCUUACCUUUAUUGGAUUAUAUCUCUACGAUCGCAAUAGUCAUGAUGAUAUUGCCGAUCAACGGGCAAAUGCGGAUCGCUUCCGAAGUCGAGAUUCAAUUUUACCUCUGACCGGUGGCACACCGAGCAAGCCAUGGGAUUCAAACGGUUUUGCAUUCCCUGCGGCGAAGCAUGGAGAUGAUCGCCACUCCGAUUCUCCAUCGUUAAGUGAGCAGAAAAAGGAAGAUGACCGUCCAGGACAGGUUCGAGUAAGAGGUAAUAGCCUCUCCCGAACAUGGCUCCCGCCCGGUACCAAACAAGAGACCACCUGGCAACCGGGUGAUUCGCAGAGUUCCCAAUAA
Messenger RNA from Rasamsonia emersonii CBS 393.64, 1587 nucleotides. RefSeq lists its product as uncharacterized. Gene Ontology annotation, cellular component: Golgi apparatus; endoplasmic reticulum. Gene Ontology annotation, molecular function: phosphoenolpyruvate transmembrane transporter activity; antiporter activity. NCBI's taxonomy places the organism in Eukaryota, Fungi, Ascomycota, Eurotiomycetes, Eurotiales, Trichocomaceae. The coding region runs from base 1 to 1587 and encodes 528 amino acids. The transcript has 2 exons. Gene Ontology annotation, biological process: phosphoenolpyruvate transmembrane import into Golgi lumen. The record is from RefSeq and is a predicted model, not a curated record.